Morus notabilis is the source of this 3516-nucleotide messenger RNA. Its product is annotated as U-box domain-containing protein 33. Gene Ontology annotation, molecular function: ubiquitin-protein transferase activity; protein kinase activity; ATP binding. Gene Ontology annotation, biological process: protein phosphorylation; protein ubiquitination. The record is from RefSeq and is a predicted model, not a curated record. The transcript has 9 exons. The coding region runs from base 628 to 3312 and encodes 894 amino acids. NCBI's taxonomy places the organism in Eukaryota, Viridiplantae, Streptophyta, Magnoliopsida, Rosales, Moraceae.
CCCUUCGAAGGAACCUAAACUCUCGGUCGGAGCAGGCAGAGAGAGAGAGAGAGAGAGAGAGUGGACCGGAGGCAUGGAGCCCGCCAUGGAUUUGUUUAAGUAACUUCUUGGAGUUUCCUGUGUAAUAUACAUAUACAUAUAUAUAUAUAUAUUAUAUAUUGAGAACUCAAGACAAUCUUUCUCUUUUAGACCCAGUCAUAUUCAGCGAGACCUCAAAAACUUCUUUGUUUCAAUCUUUCCGUUGUUUUCCGCACUUUCCUUUUCCUUUCUGAUCUCAAAUUUUCUUUCUAAAAGAGAUUUUUGGAAAGAGAAAAAUAGAGACUGAUGGAGACUGAGGUUUGUAUUCGUUGAAUUCACUGAAUUUUGAGGUCUAGAGAGAGAAAAUUUCGUUUGCCUGUUUGUUUGUUUCUCCGAUUUCCACAGAGAGAGAGAGAGAGAGAGUUGACUUUUGAUUGUAUACUUGUUUAGGUUUCUUAUCCGAAUUGGGAAAAUUGCUCCAGUUUUGUUUCAAUUAUCCGUGGGAAUGAGAAUUUGGGUUUAGAGAGAGAGAGAGAGAGAGAGAGAGAGAGAAGGAUAAUUUUUCUUAAUGGUGAGAAGUUUUGGCCUUUGGAAAUAGCUCUUUUGGACAUGGCCUUGGUGAGUUCUGUGCCUGCAGUUACGCAACACAUCGGCCGGAUUACGUAUCACGACAUUUCGGGACUCAUGGCUGGCAGUGGCGGGGAGAUUGUGGAAGAGCCCACGGAGCGAUUGGUCGAAAAUACAAUAUAUGUUGCUAUCGGGAAAGAUGUGAAAGAGAGCAAAUCGACUCUGGUAUGGGCUCUUCAGAACUCUGGAGGGAAGAAGAUUUGCAUUCUUCAUGUUCAUGUGCCUGCCCAAAUGAUACCCCUCCUGGGGACAAGGUUUCCAGCAAGCUCACUGAAGGAUCAGGAAGUCAGAGCUUACCGAGAAAUUGAAAGACAAAACAUGAAUAAGAUUUUAGAUGAAUAUCUUCUUCUUUGUCGUCGGAUGGGGGUACAGGCAGAGAAACUGUUUAUCGAGAAGGAUUGUAUUGAAAAAGGAAUUAUUGAACUCAUCUCCCAGCACAAUAUUAGGAAGCUUGUCAUGGGAGCAGCAGCAGACAAGUAUUAUUCGAGGAAAGUGAUGGAUCUCAAGUCGAAGAAGGCCAUUUUUGUGCGCGAACAAGCACCUGGUUCCUGUCACAUAAAUUUUACUUGCAAGGGGCACCUUAUCCAUACCAGGAGUGGAGAUGAUAUCGAGUUCAGAUCUUUAUCUGUACAACCAAGCCCAAACACUGAAACUGGACAAAUAAACCACUUGAGAUCACAAUCUGUAAAUCUCAGGCAGAACAGUCGGCCCGCACUCACGAGUCCAGCUCAAGAAUUAUUCCGCAGGGUAAGAUCUGCGAAUAUUGAGAAAUCUGGAGGGACUAUGACUGAUGUUUCUUCUCUAGAUGGUACUGAAGGGCUUUCAACUCCUAGAAACAGAACGGAUUCAGUAGGGAGUUAUGAUGAGUGGUAUGGAUUACCAAGGGGAAGCCCAUCUCCAGGUUCAGGUUAUUCAACAUGCUCUUCCACUCCAAUGCUUGAUGUAGCUUUGGUUCCAUUUGCAAGAAAUGAAGGGAGCGAGACUGGAUCAGAAAUAAGUGCUCUUACUCAUUCCAAAGAGGAUAUUAAUCAUUCAUCCCCUCCAAGUGUAUUGGAAGGAAGUAUAGAUGAUACUCUUUAUGAUCAUCUUGAACAAUCAUUAGCUGAGGCUGAAAAUGCAAAGAGAGAAGCAUUUCAGGAAGCAGUCAGGCGUGGGAAAGCUGAAAAAGAUGCUAUUAAUGCAAUACGCAGGGCCAAAGAGUCAGAGAUCUUGUAUGCCGAGGAGUUGAAACAUAGGAAAGAUACCGAGGAAGCACUAAGAAGAGAGAGAGAAGAACUCAAUAAGAUGAAGAAACAACGAGAUGAAGUCAUGGAAGAACUUCGGGCUGCUCAAAGUCAAAAAACAUCACUGGAGAAUCAAAUUGCAGAGUCUGAUAAGAUGGUAAAGAACUUGGAGCAGAAGAUUAUUUCUGCUGUUGACCUACUACAGAGUUACAAAAAAGAACGGGAGGAGUUUCAGAUGGAGCGUGAUAAUGCACUUAGAGAAGCUGAGGAGUUGAGGAGAAAACAAGGAGAGGACACUAGCACACAAAUGCCUCAGUUCUUCUCUGAGUUCUCGUGCUCAGAAAUUGAAGAAGCAACUGAUAACUUUAAUCCAUCCCUGAAGAUUGGAGAAGGAGGAUAUGGAAGCAUUUAUAAAGGUCUAUUGCGUCAUACGCAGGUGGCUAUAAAAAUGCUACAUGCUCAUAGCAUGCAAGGCCCCUCAGAAUUUCAGCAGGAGGUUGAUGUAUUGAGUAAGUUGCGGCAUCCCAAUCUUGUAACGCUAGUUGGCGCAUGCCCAGAAGCUUGGACUCUCGUCUAUGAAUAUCUCCCAAAUGGGAGUCUUGAAGAUCGACUCUGCUGCAAGGAAAAUACGCCCCCAUUAUCAUGGCAAGCACGCAUACGAAUUGCUACGGAGUUGUGCUCUGUCCUCAUCUUUCUUCAUUCCAGUAAACCUCACAGCAUAGUUCAUGGUGACUUGAAGCCAGCGAAUAUUCUCCUUGAUGCUAACUUUGUUAGCAAACUUAGUGACUUUGGAAUCUGUCGCCUAUUGUCUCAUGGUGAAAGUUCAAGCAACAAUACCACAAUCUGCUGCAGAACUGACCCAAAGGGGACUUUUGCAUACAUGGAUCCUGAGUUCCUCUCAACAGGAGAGCUUACUUCAAAGUCAGAUGUUUACUCAUUUGGAAUUAUACUGUUGCGGCUAUUGACUGGGAGACCUGCUUUGGGAAUAACAAAGGAAGUGCAGUAUGCAUUAGAUAAUGGAAAGCUAAAAACACUCUUAGAUCCGUUGGCUGGAGACUGGCCAUUUGUGCAGGCUGAACAGUUGGCUCGCUUGGCACUACGGUGUUGUGAGAUGAACCGAAAAAGUCGGGCAGACCUUGGGUCAGAUGUUUGGAGGGUACUUGAACCCAUGAGGGCUUCAUGUGGUGGCUCACCGUCAUUCCGGCUGGGUUCUGGAGAGCAUUUUCAACCCCCACCCUAUUUUAUUUGUCCCAUUUUCCAGGAAGUAAUGCAGGAUCCUCAUGUGGCGGCAGACGGUUUUACGUAUGAAGCAGAGGCUUUGAGGGGAUGGCUGGAUAGUGGACACGACACUUCUCCUAUGACAAAUCAUAAGCUGGAACACUGCAAUCUUGUUCCCAACCAUGCUCUUCGUUCUGCCAUUCAGGAGUGGCUGCAACAACAUUGAUAUCUUUAUGAUUUUGUAUGUUCUGUUUGGUUAAAGAAUUGGUUAUAAUUUAUAGUCCUCUGCACACAAAUAUAUUUACACAGUACACACGCAUGCCUUGUCGCAAUUGUCUUAUAGAUAACACCUUUUCUUCUCUUCUGAGUUUCUCAGUUGUAAGAGUGCGACAAAAGAUUGUGAUGAUUUUAUCUCAAUACUGUUUGUAUA